This is a messenger RNA of Bactrocera latifrons, 1227 nucleotides long. RefSeq names its product chymotrypsin-like protease CTRL-1. The record is from RefSeq and is a predicted model, not a curated record. NCBI's taxonomy places the organism in Eukaryota, Metazoa, Arthropoda, Insecta, Diptera, Tephritidae. The transcript is spliced from 3 exons. Gene Ontology annotation, biological process: proteolysis. Bases 84 to 1196 code for a protein of 370 amino acids. Gene Ontology annotation, molecular function: serine-type endopeptidase activity.
UAUUAAAAGUUAAUAAGACGCUACCAAAAGACUAAAACUGUUGUCUAAAUUUUAUUCCUGUCAAACAUUAACAAGCACACAAAAUGAACGCGUCAAUAAAGCUUAUUGCUUUAGGAUUAAUAUCCUUUUGUAUAAAUACAACACUAUGCCAAAAUAUGGCAAAUGACCUACUCAUUAAAAAAAUUUUUGGGGAUGCUACUACGAAGGAAAUAAAGGAUCGAAGUGCAGAACUCCAAACCAAGAUAUGUGAAAAAUGCGUCUUAAAUCUCUGCAAUGGGCCCAGUGGUAAUGGUGACGCCUGCCGUUAUGUUUAUGAAUGCUGUUAUAUACGUGACGUGGUAUCAGAUGCAUCAAGACCCCAACGAAUCAGUAGCUGCGGUCAACGAAAUCCGAAUGGUUUAGUGUACAAAAAUACUGAGGUCCACCAUGAGGAUGCGGAAUUUGCCGAAUUUCCAUGGAUGGUAUUAAUUCGACAUUGUACUAACGAUCAUAUAAUAGGUGGUGGCUCGUUAAUCGCACCAAAUGUUGUUCUGACAAGCGCACUUAGCGUUAGAGACAAGACCGCACAGAUGCUGUAUGUGCGUGCUGGCGAGUGGGAUUUGGAAAGCACACUUGAACCGUAUGUACAUCAAAAUGCAUUCGUUAAAGAGAUCGUAUGCCAUGAAGAGUUUAAAGGAAUCCCCUUAUGUAAUGACAUUGCGCUCUUAGUUUUGAAAUCUUCAUACACCUUGACACCGAAUGUGCAGCCGAUCUGCUUGCCGGAAGUUAAUACAGUUUUGGAUAGAGAUCAUUGUAUUAGCAGCGGUUGGGGUCAAUUCAAACUUGGUCAAAUUAACGGGUACCAACCAAUUUUAAAGAAGGUCGAGUUUCCCAUUCUGUCGCAUGCUGCAUGUGAAGCUCAACUAGGUGGAAACUUUUUUUAUAUGUAUAAUUAUUUUCAAUUACAUCCGAGUUUCAUAUGUGCCGGUGGUGUACCAGGCAAUGAUAAGUUUAUAAGAGAAAGCGGCUCACCGUUGGUAUGUCCCGAUCGUAAUAACCCCGAACGUUACUAUCAAGUGGGUAUUGCCCCUUUGCCGGGUUUGAAUGUUGGUACAGAAAAUUUACUCUACUUGGAUUCGAGUGUACUGUAUUCACGGGAUUGGAUUAUUAUGAAGCUUAAAGAGAGAAGAGUGGAUUUACAAUAUUUUACAGCCUAAAUAAUAAUAAUUGUAUAUUAAUGUUUACAAA